AUGAUAUGGGUUUUUGAGGGAUAUUUAUUUGGGGGGGGGGGGGGGGGUAUUGUUGGGGGGGGGUGGGUUGUUAGGUUUUGGGGGUGGGUUGAGUGGGUGGGGUGGGGGUUGGGGGUUUGGGGGUGUUGGUGUUGGGGUGGGGUGUUGGGGUUGGGGUGGGGUGUUUUUUGGUUUUGGGUGUGUGGGUGUGUUUUUUUGUGUGUUUUUGUUUGGGGUGGUUGGGUUGGGUGGGUUUUGUUGUUGGGGUUGGGGUGUGUUGGGGGGGUGGGGGUGUGUUUUGUUGGUGUGGUUUUUAAUAGGGUGGGUGUGUUUGUUGGUUUGGGUUGUGGGGGGUGGGGGGGGGUGGUUUUGUGGUUGGGUGUUUGGGGUGGUGGGGGGGUGGUGGGGUGGGGUGGGGGGUGGGGGGGGUGUGGGGUUGGGGGUUUUUGUUGGUGGGGGGGGUUUGUGUGUGUGGGUGGUGUGGGUGUUGUGGGGUUGUUUGGGUGUGUUGUGGGGUGUGUUUUUUUGUUUGUUUUUUGUUUGGGUGGGUUUGGGGGGGUAAUGGGUGGGGGUUUGUGUGGGUGGUUGGUGUUGGGUUGGGUUGGGGGGUGGGUUUUGUGGGUGGUGUGGUGGGGGGUUUGGUGGGGUGUGUGGGGGGGGGGGGGGGGGGGUUGGGUGGGGUUGUUGUGUUGUGGUGGGGGGUGUGGGGGGGGUGUUUGGGGGUGUGGGUGGGGGGGGGGGUGGGUGGGGGGUGGGUGGUGUGGGGGGGGGUGGGUGGGGGGGUGGGGGGGGGGGUUGUGUGGGGAGGUGGGUGGGUGGGGUGUGUGGGGGGGGUUGGGGUGGGGGGGGGGGUGGGGGGGUUUGGUGUGGGUGGUGGGGGUUGGGUGGGGUUGGGUGUUUGGUGUGUUGGUAUUUUUUUGGGGGUGGUUUGGUUUUGGUGGUUUGUUGUGGUUGUUUUAG
Messenger RNA from Knipowitschia caucasica, 939 nucleotides. The record is from the annotation of a GenBank genome assembly. Lineage: Eukaryota; Metazoa; Chordata; Actinopteri; Gobiiformes; Gobiidae.